ACGAACAAGCACCUCCGCGAAAGAUGGGUUAUGUUUUGUUUAUCUAUAGAGGGGCAGCUUCACCAUGGCCGGAGAAGUACGACAGCCCAUUAACGUGGAAUCUUUGAACGCAUAUCUGAGCAACCAUGUACCGGAAAUAGCUAUACCCGUUAAAAUCAAACAGUUUGGAUUCGGCCAGUCGAAUCCAACCUACCAGCUCACGGACCGUACUGGAAUGAGAUACGUGCUACGGAAAAAGCCUCCCGGGAAACUUCUCUCAAGAACCGCACAUCGGGUGGACCGCGAGUACAGAAUCAUAGAUGCACUCCAGGGAACAGACGUGCCUGUCCCGCGGGCGUACUGUCUUUGCGAAGAUGACAGUGUUAUUGGAACACCUUUCUACGUUAUGAGUUUUCUGGAUGGUCGAAUCUUUGAAGACCCGACGUUUCCUGGGGUCUCGCCUGCCGAGAGAUACGAAAUGUGGCAUGAUGCCAUACGCACGCUCGCAAAACUACAUCGUAUCGACCCCGCCUCCAUAGGCCUGGAGAGCUACGGGAAAGCGUCAGGGUUUUAUAAUCGGCAACUGCAGACUUUCAACACAAUAUCCAAUUCCCAGGCUCAAACUGAGGAUAUUGACACCAAAAAACCUGUCGGCAAGAUUCCGCAUUUUGAUGAUAUGCAAGCAUUCUUUCGAGAUCCGAAAAUGCAGCCUAGAGAUCGCGGGACGCUGAUACAUGGAGACUACAAAAUUGAUAAUUUGGUAUAUCAUAAAACAAAACCAAUAGUAAUUGGUAUUCUGGACUGGGAGAUGUCAACGAUAGGACAUCCGCUUUCAGAUCUUGCCAAUCUUUCAACUCCGUACGUCCUGGCAAACGUACCAGAAGGCAGCGGUAUUCGGGAUCACCCUGAAUUUCGUCCUGGGGUCACUCCGGGAAUUCCAUAUCGAGGCCAAUGUAUUCAGUGGUAUCGGGAAGUGGCUGGAUGGGAUCCAUCUAUAGAGAUGCCAUGGGGAGAUGCCUUUGGCAUUUUCAGAGGGUCAAUUAUCAUGCAAGGAAUUGCUGCAAGGUCUGCACGAAGGCAGGCCAGUAGCGCCAAAGCGCACGAAUACAUUGUGCAGAUGGCACCGUUUGGAGAAUUUGCCUGGAGUUUGAUCGAACGUGUCCGCGAAGGAUUCCAAUCAAAGGCAAAUCUAUGAAAAGAAUCAUGAAUGAUCAUAUUACUCGAGCGCUCUGUUAUAUGACUCGUGAAUGUGCUAUCUAUAAAGAGAGCCAAGGAAAAAUAGACAAAUGAAAAUGUCAUC
Messenger RNA from Xylona heveae TC161, 1279 nucleotides. Its product is annotated as APH-domain-containing protein. The record is from RefSeq and is a predicted model, not a curated record. The transcript is spliced from 4 exons. Lineage: Eukaryota; Fungi; Ascomycota; Xylonomycetes; Xylonales; Xylonaceae. Bases 65 to 1174 code for a protein of 369 amino acids.